AUGCCAAACAUAAACUCUUCCUUCUGGAUGCAAAGAGAAGGUAACAGACCUGACUUACUCUGCGGGCGCUCAGCCACCUACACCGUUGUAAAUGGGCAUUUCCUGACACUUGUGUGCUCCAUUGUUGUUUUGGGAGGAUUUUUGAGGACCUAUUUAAGGAGUUCUGAAGUCACCGUCUUAAUAAUUCUUUCAGUGUCAGGGUUUGUGAUAGGACAACUGGCUCACAGUUCUGUUAAGGUGUACCAAAUUGUCUACCCUCUUCUAAGAACACCAAGUUUUUCACUUUAUUGUUAUUUUGCACCUAUAAUUAUAUUUAUGGCUGCUUUGGAUGUGGACUUUUAUAUCCUCAAGAAUGUAUUUUGGCAGGUCUUGUUAACAGGAUUAAUUAGCUUUGUUGUGUCAUUCAUCAUAAUUGGAUACGUGGUUCUGAAAUUCAAUAGAGAUUUAUGGGAUUUGCAGACUUCCCUACUCUUUAGCAUGACCCUUGGCAUGACAGACCCUAUUCAUUCUGUGAAUUCACUGAAAACUAUUGGUAUUUCCAAAAUGUAUACUGAUGUCAUAAGAGGAGAAUCAAUGAUCAUUUGUGGCUUCACAUCCAUUUGCUUUGGAGUAUUUCGGAGCAACAGUCUCCACGUGGCUGUAUUUACGGAGUUACAUAUAAUCUUGAGCCUCUGCUUGGACAUCUUGGGAAGCAUAAUAUGUGGAUAUUCGUGUGCAAGGAUCAUUGAGUUUAUACUGACUGACCUCUUUAGCAACAUACUUACCAGUGUCAUUCUUUGCAUUUCAAUGGUGUACAUGACUUUCUACAUUGGCCACACGGUAGAGCAAGUUCCAUCUGGGAAAGACCUCAGAUAUCAAGAGCUUAAUUACUCCUCCUGUCACCUCCCGUUACCUAAAAUUGCUACUUCCUCUGUAGUGGAAUUUUUGGGAAUGUCAGGAAUGGUUGCGUUAGUCACUGUAGGACUGAAUUUAGACUCCUUAAGUUUUAAACCGAGGAUUGAGUUAAUAAUUACUAAGUUCCUAAUAAUGUUUUCAGCUGUAUUCCAACAAUUAUUAUAUACUUUCUUUGGUAUUGUAAUCGGAUGUGGAGAAACCAAGUAUUUAAAAUUUCACACUGUGGUUUUCUUGUUCAUCUUAUUUGCAACAGUAAAUUUUGUAAGGUUGCUUACUGUUGUGUUAGUGAGCCCCAUUCUGAUGCAUACAAAUUACGAAUAUAAUUGGAAAUGGGGAAUUGUUAUAGCAUGGUCUGGAAUUAAAGGAGUUUUUAGCUUACUCCUGGCUCCUGAUAUUCAUAAUCUGGCUGAAAAAAAAAUGGAGUCACCACAAUUGUUUAUAUUGUAUGUACAGGUAAUAUCACUAUUGACUAUGGGAAUAAAUUCGUACAUGAUGACUCAUUCAGCCAGGACAUUAGGUUUGUGUGCUAUUUCCCUCCCAAGGCAAAUGGCCAUGCAAAAUGCCAUUAAGCACAUUCAAGAGAUAAUACAGAACACAAUCACACUAUUCAAAACAGAAAAAAUUUUGACAAAUGUUAAUUGGACCUUAGUAGAAGAAAAAACAAAGAUUGAAUACAACUUUCCUUCUGAUCCUUAUUAUGUUUCACCUGAUAACAAAUAGGAGGAGGAGUCCCCAACAGAAGAAGUUUUAAUAGAAGAAGCCAGAUUGCAUGUCGCUAUAAUCCAAAUGAGCAGCUUUGAAAAACAGUGUUAUGAUGGAAUCCUCAGUGUAGAGGCGGCCCGCAUAUUAAUUGGUGCAAGCAAAAGCUAUUGCCCCAUCCAAGGAAAAUUCAUGAGUAUUUAUGAUGUUUCAACUUAUGUAAGAGCUAGAAGCUGGCUUAUGAAGUUUAAAAACAUGUUAACUGUCUUGGAAUAUCAUAAAGAUAAGGCACCUCUUUUUCUAUAUGGGAAUAAUACAUUUCUGCUUUUUGUACAUCACACAGUAUUUUCAGAAGAAUUUGAAUAUGCGGGACAUGUUAUAACAGUAAUGUACAUUUAUCCUAUGAUAAUACAUCUGUGGCCAAUGGCAAGAGAGUUAAAUGUGUCAGCACUUUUAUCAGUAAACUACUAUUAUGUAUUUUUAUACAUAUUUCGAUCAGCACUGAAGAUAAUCAUUUUGAAAAGGAAGUAUUUUGAUCAAUAUUGGAAUACUUUGGACUUUCUUAUCAUGCUUCUUGGAAUCGUUGACCUCUUUUGUUUAUACUUUGUCAAACUGAGACCAGACAACUUCGUUCUUAUUCAGAUUACAGUAAUACUGGGAUAUUUCAGAAUAAUUAGGUUUAUUCCUUUCGUCAAGAUAAUAAUCCCACUACUGAUAAAUAUCGUAGAUGUGCAGAUUAAAAAGCGUCUCCGCUUGAUGUAUGGCAUUACGAAAGGUUAUGUCAAAAGCCAAGAGGAUACCAAGUUUUUAAUAAAACAUAUUUCCAGCCAAGAAUCAAUAUACCAGAAAUUAUAUGAAAUUUUGGAAACCAACAAACGAGAUGCUGUCAAAGAACUAGGACUCAUCGAGCAUGAGGGUCGCGAUGUUGUCAUUGCUUUGAAGACCAGGCAGGCAAUCCGGAGUGUGAUUGCUAAAGCUCUGAAAAACCUCACCUUCCUGUGGUCAAGAGGCAUUAUUGAUAAACAUGAGGGCAUCGAGAUGAAUAAGGUACUCCUUGCAAAAAUAAAAGCACUGAAUAACUUUCCAAUGGCAAUCCCACCGCCUACUCCUGACAAAUAUCUUCAUAAUAUUGUUUGGUUGGAAAAUAAGGAUGUUCUCAUUGAGUUCUUCAAGGAGAGAGCCAAACUUGCUUAUUUUGACUACGGAGAUGUCAUUUGUAGAGAAGGUGAAAUGCCACAAGGAAUCUACUUAGUUAUUUCCGGAAUGGCAAUUUUGCAUAGUUUACCUCCUACCUUCGGAAUAGACAGUAGCCUAAGGUCUGAUAGAGGGUCCAAAACCAUGUUCACAGAAUACUGUACCAGUGGGGACGUAAUUGGAGAGCUGAGCUGUCUGCUUAAGCGUGAAAUUGAAUACACCGUCAUCUGUGAAACUAUUUUACAGGCUUGCUUUAUCUCCCUGGAGGAUUUGUAUGAAGGUUUUGAUGUCUUCUGGCCAUCCUUGGAAUAUAAAAUAUGGCUAAAGCUUGCACUCGGUAUUGCCUGUCAGUAUUUUGAAUCAAGUCUCACUGAUGAGGACUUGGACUUUCAGAAGUGUGUGGCUUUCAAUCUGGCAUACGUGGAGACUUUAUCCAGCUAUAAUGAAAUGACUAUUGAUAAUGUGACCAUGAAAUUCGUCAUUAUUGUGUACGGCAGUGUCAUUGAUACUAAGACAGAGGUACCAUAUCUUGCACCUUGCAUUUUGCCUAAAACCUGUGAGCAGGUUCAGGGAACUUCCGAUUUAAGUAAGCUGCUGGUUGUGCAAGCGUUCGAUCCUGCCAAAAAUACCGACUCCAAAGUCAUGGUCAACACUGGUCUUCGAAUGACCCACAGAGAAUAUAAUUGGAAGAGAAAAAACGAGGAAAGAGGUUUCCAGUUAUCCUGGAAUCGGUCACAAAGUUAA
Messenger RNA from Enhydra lutris kenyoni (northern sea otter), 3531 nucleotides. RefSeq names its product solute carrier family 9 member C2 (putative). Gene Ontology annotation, molecular function: sodium:proton antiporter activity; monoatomic ion channel activity. Gene Ontology annotation, biological process: proton transmembrane transport. The transcript is spliced from 28 exons. NCBI's taxonomy places the organism in Eukaryota, Metazoa, Chordata, Mammalia, Carnivora, Mustelidae. The record is from RefSeq and is a predicted model, not a curated record. Gene Ontology annotation, cellular component: membrane.